Dermacentor andersoni is the source of this 12782-nucleotide messenger RNA. RefSeq names its product xylosyl- and glucuronyltransferase LARGE2s-like. The record is from RefSeq and is a predicted model, not a curated record. Gene Ontology annotation, molecular function: glucuronosyltransferase activity; xylosyltransferase activity. Gene Ontology annotation, biological process: protein O-linked glycosylation via mannose. NCBI's taxonomy places the organism in Eukaryota, Metazoa, Arthropoda, Arachnida, Ixodida, Ixodidae. Gene Ontology annotation, cellular component: Golgi apparatus.
CUUCCGUUCUGCUGUUCUCGCUUUGCAUUUUGCUGUGCCCGAGCAGCCUGAGUUUCGGUCCGCCUGGACAAUUUCGGAAGUGCCGUUAUCGUCGUUGUUUCACUGCUUCGGAAAUAAGCGCGUAGUGUCAGCAUGCCGAGUGCCGGUGAUGAUGGAAGUGCCAACAUGACUGGCCCUUCGUGAAACCCGGCCAACGCAGCCUCCGGCUCGCCCAAAGCUUCAGGAUGAAAUGUUAGUUCUCCCAGUGGAGAUUGGAGGCAUGGCAGCCAGCUGCUGCUGGUGGUGGGUCGUCUGCUGGCCAGUGCUGCAAAGUAACUGACCACGGAGCCAGGGCCUUGGCGGCGGUCAUGCGCAGGCACCGCCAGGCAGCCCUGCUGUCCCUGGUGGUGGCUGUUCUGGGCAUACCUGCACUGCUGCUGCUCUACCUCGAUGGGAAGAGCCAAGCACCUGAGGACAAUCUACUUGGAUUCACAAAAAGAGAGGCAGUCCUUGCCGAUCGGGUCCGAGAGGUUGAACAACAGAAUCAAAUGUUGCGAAGACAACUCAGCCUAUCACGGCAACAGCUGAUGCAGCUGAUGCAGCGGGAGGCACACAAUGGCUCUGAUGUCAACCUUCUGCCCUGUCCCACUCGAGGUGGUAGUGAGCUGCCCGAGGUGCCCAAGUGUGAGGUGCUCCAGGUGGCCAUUGUAUGUGCUGGGUACAAUGCCUCCCGCUCAGUCAUCACCCUGGUCAAGAGCAUCCUCUUCUACCGCAAGAACCCCCUCCACUUCCACUUCAUCUCGGAUGCCGUGGCACACCUUGUGCUGCAGACACUGUUUAGGAGCUGGAACAUGCCUGCAGUGGAAGUGAGCUUCUACUUAGCUGACAACCUACAAGGAGAAGUGUCAUGGAUUCCAAACAAGCAUUACUCUGGUGUCUAUGGGCUUAUGAAGCUGGUACUGCCCAAGGCUCUUCCAGAUAACCUUGACAAGGUGAUAGUACUGGACACAGACAUCACUUUUGCAUCAGACAUUGCUGAGCUGUGGAGAAUAUUUCACAAGUACACCUCCAAACAGGCAAUUGGUCUUGUCGAGAACCAGAGCGACUGGUAUCUAGGAAAGCUAUGGAAAAACCAUCGACCUUGGCCUGCUCUCGGGCGAGGUUUCAACACAGGUGUAAUUUUGCUGCGACUGCAAAGGCUACGUGAACGCAACUGGAUGCAAAUGUGGAAGCUUAUCGCCGAGAAGGAACUUAUCAGCAUGUGGUUUACUUCAUUGGCUGAUCAGGAUAUCUUCAAUGCUGUGCUAAAGCAGCACACUGAGCUCCUGUUUCGUCUGCCAUGCCAGUGGAAUGUGCAGCUGAGUGACAAUACUCUCAGUGAGCUGUGCUACUCCGAGGUGCAGGAGCUAAAAAUAAUUCACUGGAACUCACCUAAGAAGCUGAAAGUGAAGAACAAGCAUGUCGAGUUCUUCCGCAACCUCUACCUUACCUUCCUCGAAUAUGAUGGCAACCUGCUGCGACGCGAGCUUAUUGGUUGCAACGGCACGACUUCCUCAUCUGCCGGUGUGCAUGCCUCUCACGUGCAGGAUGCUUUGAAUCUGUUGGAUGAGGACGACCCCUGCUAUGACUUUAGGAGAGCAAGGGUUGCCCAGCAUCGCACACACCUCUACUACAUUGAAUAUGACUAUGAGCCUUCUCCAGAGGGCAAUGAUGUCACGUUGGUUGCCCAGUUAUCUAUGGACAGGCUUCAGAUGGUAGAAGCAGUUUGCAAACAUUGGGAAGGGCCAAUAAGUUUGGCAUUGUACAUGUCAGACUCUGAAGUCCAACAAUUCCUGAGCUACACCCUGAGCUCGGAGAUUUUGCAAAGUCGCAAGAAUGUGGGCUACCACAUUGUCUACAAAGAUGGAACUUUCUACCCUGUGAACAUGCUGCGAAAUGUUGCUCUGCAACAAGUGAACACACCAUUUGUGUUCCUUACCGACAUUGAUUUUCUGCCUAUGCAUGGCCUCUACGAGUAUCUGAAGCGGUCUGUGUUUGCUUUGGGUCUUGAGUCUUCACGCAAGGCACUGAUAGUGCCUGCGUUUGAAACACAGAGGUACCGACUGAGUUUUCCAAAAACAAAGGCGGAAUUGCUUUCUAUGUUGGACAUGGGUACUCUGUUUACCUUCAGGUACCAUGUGUGGCAGAAGGGCCACGCACCGACAAACUAUGGGAAGUGGCGGACGGCUACAACACCCUACCUGGUGAACUGGGAGCCCAACUUCGAGCCCUAUGUGGUGGUCAAGAGAGAUGUGCCUGAAUAUGACAAGCGCUUUGUGGGCUUCGGUUGGAACAAGGUUUCCCACAUCAUGGAACUGCACGCCCAGGGCUAUGAGUUUGUGGUGUUGCCCAAUGGAUUCAUGGUGCACAUGCCACAUGCUCCAUCGCUGGACAUUGCCCGCUUCCGGUCAAGCAGCCAGUACCGCAAGUGCCUCUCCCUGCUCAAGAGCGAGUUUGCCAGGGACCUCUCGCUGCGCUAUGGCCGCACUUUUUCGGCCGCACCUGACCGCCGUCGACGCAGGUGAUUGCCCUGUGUUCGCCAUUGCCGCUGUGUCGUGGCCAUGUGCCCCGCCCCGUCGUCUUUCUGACAACCGAUGCACAAGCCAGUGCUGAUUGUCUCUUCAUGGGAGCUGCUGGCCAAGUUUGGUAAGAGCACGCAAGAAUGUUAGAACCACGUGGCUCAUUGCUUGAUGGAUUGUCAACUGUGUGUAUGUUUUUAGUGUGGUGUGCUCCAUUUUGGUUCUUACUGAGGCUGUGUUUUAGGGUCAAAGGUGUACUGCUAUUAUGGCAUUCUGAAACGCAGAGCAUAAAAUAUUUAGCCGGGCCCCCUGGUCUGUAGUUUGACAGACGGGGUAUCAAGGGUAGAGAAAUGUAAUUGUGGUGGCAAGGGAAGGUUAAGCAAGGGAAUUGGCAAAUUCAGACGUAUAGGAUGAAUAUGUCUAAUGGAGGAAAAGGUUCAUUCACUUGCCGAGUAUUGGGAGAGAUCUCUGUCCCACAGAGAUUUGUGGGGAUGACAGUGACCGAUCUAACUGCAUCGUUAACCCAUUUCCAUAUGUAGCCAGCUAGACUAUCUAGGAACUAGCAAAAAUGAACUGCCACCAUUUGGCAAUGGGCUGAUAAUCCAUUUCAUGCUGUCACUUAGGUAUUUCCAUCUGGACUAUGAAGGCUGAAUUGUAACUUUGCUGGCACAUGGCAUCUUGCUCACACUGCAGUAAAGGUUCAAUGAGUUUCAUUUGCAGAAAGGAGUGUUAAACAGCAACAGUACUCAACAGAUUGUCAUGGACUGUGUACACACUCUUGGCAUUGUUAACUAUUAUUGGCCUGCACUCAAAUACCGGAAGGUCUUGAAAUGUCUUGCUUGAAACUUGGGACAUAAUUAAGGUGCAGUCUCUGGCAAAAGAAACGAGGUCACUAGUAGCAUGAGUGUUGCAGUCUUGGCUGUGUCGUAUUAGAUCUUGGAAGUCCCAGAUCUAAAAAAGCUGACGAAGUUGAAAAUGGGGGCUUACCUCCAUGUCCAGAAUAUUCUAUUAAUGCAGGUGCAACAGGAGGUUAACUGGGUGGUCUGAGUCUGCUACAGUCACGUACUCAGUGGCUAAGGUAUGAAACUCCACAUUUCAGCUGUGUUGCUAGGACAAAAGUGGCUGACAUAGCAUAUUAGAGCAGACAUCUAUCAAACUAGUCUACAUGCUUCAGUAUGUCUAUGUUAAUUUGCUGCUCUAGUUCGAUCACCACAAAGAAGCACUGCGUGGCUCUAAACAGGGCAGUCUGCCAAUGCUGAGAGGUUUGUUCAUUUGGUUUGUUCUUGUGUGCUCUUAUUGAACUCGUCAGCUUCUGUGCACGUGCUCUGUCGCCCCAAACUCAUCACAGCAGCUUAUUUAGACAAUGCAGAUUCUGCAGACCGAGUUCAACUUAAAUCCGCACUGUGUGUAGUAACUACAGCAACUUGAAAGUCAAACGUCAUCAUUGCUUUUGUACCUUCUCUUUGCCUAUGUUAGCGUUGUCAUCAUCACUGUAUCAUGCUUGUUUUGAAUAUAAAAGAUACUAACCAAGGUAGCUGAAAGUAAACGAAGUAGUGCCAGCUCAUUCUAGAUACCCUUUCUCUUGGCCAGUGCAAUAAUUUUCUUUCUUUCUUUAAUAAUGUAAAGAUUACCACAUCUGAAGAUGUAAUAAUGGCACUGCCAGACAUUCUUUAGUAGCCUCACCAUCAAGUUUUAAAACUGUGAGGACCGAUUUUAAUGUUGCACACUUUGGAGUUUUCACUUAGUAGGUGCUAUGAAAAGGUGCACCGAAUACACCAGAUAAUACAUGCAAUGCAUGCCUACCUCUACUUGAUGCAAUCUUCCCGUUUAAAUUUAUGUAUUGUCAUGAUUUGCAAGAUACGCAAAAUUUUUUUGUGUACACAGAAACUUGUUAAAGAAUUCACAAGGGCAAGAUGAGGUUCCUUGUGCUACGAAAUAUUAUUUUACCAUCAGAACAUUUUUUUAACUGUUCACGCGAAAUAUGUCAUAAAAUUUUGAGGCAUCCAUAUUGGCUACUUUCAUUCUCAUGCUGGAUGGUGAAUCGUUAUUAUUAGCCUGAAAUUAUCUUAAGCUUAAGCAAGGGGCAAAAAUAUAGAGAAGUUUAAGAAGCACUUACCAUAUUUACUUGAAUCUAACGCACACCUUCUUUCCAAGAAAAUGGGUCCAAAAAUUCCCUACACCUUACAAUCGAGUAUGAAACCAAGACGUUGUUCAUGGCAUUGGUAACAGAUUACCGUCAGAGCUAUAAAACACAGCGUCAUCAUUCGAUGGUGAUGGCAACAGACCCUGUUUUCAUUAAAGUAUUUGUGGGUUCAGUUUGCGCUCAACUACAAUCUGGAGCGGUAUUCUCUGUCGAUCACUUUUGAAGAUACUAUCACUUUCGCUAGAUUUCACGUCACUCGGCACCAGACACAUCGGUGUACAUGGCCACCAGUAUUUCUGGUACCGUGCCGAGCUCACUAUCUGCGCACAGUGCCAGGAACGCUUUCAAUCGCAUGCUUUGACAAGUCCGAUACAGAGUCUCACGAAAGGAUACGAGCAGUAUCUCAUGAAAGUGAUCACUCGUUAAUAUCGCUCCUGUGUGGUUGGCAUCUGUAACCGAUGAAGUACAUAUGGUGACAGCGAUGCGCUGCUUUCCUCACGAAAUGUUUUUUUUUUUUUUUAUUUCGCUCGUGAAGGAAUAUUCUGCAUGUCUAAAUUUUUUUUUUUUUUUUCUGAUUGCGAACGUGGGGGGUAUGCUAUAGUAUACUUCUUUUAUAAAUCAGGAGCAUGUUACCUUGAAGUGCGCUUUUAUUUUCUUACUUAAUCUCACGAGAAUUGGCUGCACAUUAAGAAUCUGGUAAAUACUGUAUUUCUUUUUUCUUUACGACCUUGGGAACGUUUAACUAUUGCUAGUAUUUGAGUAUGACAUGUUGCUGCACACAGUGCUACUCGUUCACAUUAUUUUGGUUUCAAUUACAAAUUCGAGGAAAUGGCAAAAGGUGAGGAGAUCCACCAUAUGUGUAGAAUCACCAUUUUUUUUUUUAUAACAAAUCGCCUUGCACUUCUUAGCAGGGCAAUUUUCUAUCAAAAGUGUCCCCAGUGUACAUUGAUGGUGUGGUUGAUUGACUCCAGUAUACUUUAAUGUGCAUCAAAACCCUAAUCAAUGCACUUGAAUGCUCACUUACAUGCAAGCAUAUAUGCUUUGAGUGCACAUGAAGCUUUGAAGAAUUUGAGCCUGUGGCAUUAACUACCGCUAUCAGGGGAACAGAAAUGCUACUUUUCUUGACAUCAUCAAGCACCACUUACGUCAAGCAUUCCCGUCCGUCCAACAGGCUUUAUGGAGAGUUGCAAGUGAAAUGCUGAAGGGAAGAAGUUCAUUCUGGCAUGUACCUUCAUGAAGAUGGUUGUUAAAAUUAAUUUCAUCCAGAAAAUGCUGUAGUGAUAUUUAAGUAUCACAUGAUAUAGGUACCUAUUGUAUUAUUUAGCUUGCAAUCACAUGGUUGCAUCUGAAACACGUAUACUAGCAUGCUAUAAUUAAUAAAGGGAAAAUCAGACGUCCACCCAUUUGUAGCAAUCGCUACAAAGAAAACCCAUGUGGUUUCCUCGAAAGAAACGCCUCACAAUUGAAGAAAAAUGCUGCAUGCUAUAAGUAACUAAGCCUGAAGAAUCUACAGCACUGUUGACUUUCUUCUAAGAAAUGUCAACAUCAGCAGUUAUGAGGCAGAAAAGUGGGCCGAUCAUGUUCAUUUGCAUGUGCAUUCAUUUUUCAUGCUUUGCUUCACAGCACAAAGUGAAAUUACCACAAAGUGAAAAAAAGAAGGUUUCCCUUGACUUUCAAGAAUACCAGAAAAUUCUCAUCAAGGUCAUGUGGGAAUCUUUGAAGGGACACUAGAAAGAAACACUAAAUCAGUUUUGACUAAUAAAGUGUUUUUUCAAACUCCAUUUUCAUCAGUUUUGUGGUAACAAGUGAAUUAGCAAAAGAGACAAUGAAGGUCAGAGGUAAAUUUUUAAAGUUUAGCUCUUAAACCCUUGCACUUGUACAAUGUGACAUCAUGAAUUUCAAUAUAUUUUCUUGUAUUUGGGCAGUUAUGGUGCAGUAAAAGUUCUUGAAGCUCGCCGAGUUCAAUUGAUUUGGUUCCUAUAGAAUAAAGUGUAGUCCCUUUUUAUUGAAAACAUAUUUACUAAUCCAAAGCAGAUGCCAUCAAAAUUCAUGAUGUCACGGCAAGCUGGUGUGGGAACUUUAAGGCGUCAUUGACAACCAUCUUUAAUUUUUGUCUCUAAGAAGGUGAUUUAAGUUUACCAAUACAGCUCAAAUUAUAUUCUCCCUUUAGUGCCCCUUUAAGUGUAUCCAGGAUUUGAGGGUGCAUAAUUGCUGUUUGCCGUAGUUAAGGCAGUCAUAGUCUCAGAAAACUUGUUUCUUUUUCUUUUUUCUUAAAUCUUAUUGCAUUUUGUCAAUUCAUACAGACCAGACAGCUGCAGCUUAUCUUUGUGCUUUUGCCGAGCAUUGCCCUAUUUAAAGAAGACCUUGUUACCUUGCAUGAGCACGGUUUCCCAUAGAGAAAGUCAGUCUUAGAAGUACAGCUGAAAAUUUCUUACCUUGAAUAAUAGUAGUACAUUACUUUGAUAGUGCUCCUGAAAACCAGUCUGGUAUGAAAUUAAUAAGCAUUUUUACUCCAUCUUGAAUGGUGAAUGUGUUGGCUGUCAGUUGUCAUGAAUGUCAGUGAAACGUGAACAGGUGAAACCUAAAACUUGCAAAUACGUGGGCUUUCAUGGUUGUUUACACAGUGCUAAGUGUUGGCUACUACAGUAGUUGCAUGAAAUGAACUUUCCAAUUAUUUUGAUGAUUUAAUUCACUUUUGUUUUCGUGGACCAUUUUUUUUUAUGCUUCGGCAUGCGCUUAUUGAGUUCGAGCGAUCGCAACAUUUUUGUCGCAUUUAAAUUUUCCAGCAACACCAUACAUUGCAAGAUCAGUGCAUGCCACUUGUUGUUCUCUUCUUUCUUUUUUUUUUUCGUUGUUGUUGGGGACAUACAAUUAGCCAUGCUUCUAUUUGCAUAGGCAUACCUUUCCCCCCAUCACACAAAAUCACCCUCACUGAUGAUGUCUUAAUACUUGCAUAUUUUAUUUCACCCCCGAUCUUGGCUUUCUAAACCUUACCUGCACUGACUUGUCUAAAAAAGGAAAGAUACAUAAAGAGCUCUUAUAUUGAUCGAGGAGCACAGUGCCUUGAACCUGCCGAUAUUUUUCUUUCUUUUAAAGUAUUGGCACUGCUUGUCCUUUGUUAGGAGCUUUCUGAAAGUGACUCUUCCUGUAUGCACUACUAGUCCACAGGCUACACUGUUUGACUAGAACAAAGGAACUUAUUUGUUUACAUCAGUCUGUCAGUGUCGUUAUCUGCCCUCACCGCAGUGUCAUGUAUUGGGCAUCCUUAUUGUGAUUAUUGAUAAGGGAUGUGUAUCUGAUACAAAUCUUUGUUCCUGCUAUUUUUGUUAACAUACAUUGUAUCUGGGCAUAAUGUUAUUAUGCUUCUAUGUAUGUGUGUGUGCUUCUUUUUUUUUUUUAAAUCUUUGUCAGUAGCUCACAAUAGUUCCUAUGAGUUUAGUCUCCACCUCUGUGUGCUCGAAGUAGUGCAUGUUCCAAACAAUGAAUGUGCUCUGAAACUGAGGUGCACAUUUUGAGUAAGUGGUUUAGCACACUUGAGUUUGUUUCAAGGCUUCUCACCUUUGAAUGAAAAAAUGUGAGAGGGUGUGAAGUUGAUAAUAGUAUAUGAAUUAUACUUUUGCAUGAAGCUCACACUUGUUUUUUACAGCACUGCUUGAGUGGUUCAUCUCGCAACAAAAUGUCAUGGGGCCUUUCUUUUUGUUCAAUGUUGAAAAUGUCCUUUUUUUUUUACGUUUGCAUCUGUGCCAUCGCAACUUGUUACAAGGCAGCUGUUGAUGCUCCAUGUAAGACUCCCAUCCACAAGGUAUUAUUUUUAAGUUGGUGAUUACCGAGUGACAGGCUCAACGUUAAUGUAAGGCUACUGAGCACGCAACUUUUGAGCCUACGCCUAAAUGCACUCGGAUGGUACAGAGGAUGAGAAGAAAGUUUAUUUGAUAACAUAGCUGGGAUUUGUCAACAAAGUCUCCUAAAUUCUGGCCGUUUCUUGUUUUCUAGAAUUGGAAAAUGGCACUCAUUGUUUGUGAACAUUAUAGCCAUCACUCUGUGGCAGUAUUGUAAACAUCUUGAGUUGCAUCUAACAUCCCUGCCAUGUAGUGUUUCAAUCUUCAUUUUUCAAUUCCUCUUGCAUCGAACGUUCGAGUGCAGUCAGAGGAGGCGGAAUGAUCAAAUGGACUAGCUUUGAAGUCACCCAUGCUUGAACAAUAUGUGAAUCAGUGCUCAGACUCCGUUGAGUUCGACCUGCAUUGACUCAAGCACACUCGGAUGUGCCAUGUGACAGGAGUAUUAGACAAGCAUUUCAUAUGUAUUAGCUUCUAAAAUUGCUCAAAUCAAGCAGCAAAUUAAGUUAAGUUUGCACUCAAGUUAUCAUUUGAAAGCAAAUAUUUUAGUACCAUAAUUACAGUGCAAUCACAUCAAUAUAGGUAAAAUGUAAAUAAAAAAUAACUAUAAGCAAAUACAUAUACCGUAUAGACUCAUGUAAGGGCCACACCCAUGUAAUGGCCACACCCCCCACUUUGCAGUCCAAAAUUAAACAAAAAAAUAUUCCUACGGAGAAGCAAUCACGUUCAGUGCCCCGAUGCCACGCGCGCACAUUGACCUCUGAUCAUGAGUGUGCACAAGUCAAGGCCACGCUGGCAACAUUUUGACCAAAAGAUUCAGUCCCAUGUAAGGGCCACACCUUGUCAAAAUUUAGAAAAAAAAUGCGGCCCUUACACAAGUCUCUACGGCAAACAUAUAUCGUGAAGAACUUAUGAUCAAGGUUAUAAUUCAAACGGGUAAUUUGCUAUGUUAUCUUGAGGAAGUUGUAAACUUGGAAAAUCAUGCGAGGCAGAAACAUCAGUGAGGCUGUGCCAUACAUCUGGUUGCAGAUUACAAUUUUAAUUAUGCUUAUUAAAUGCACCAACCAUUGAUGCACAAAUGGCAGCUGUUUGUUGAUUGAGAGUGUGGCCAUGCAGUUCUUUAUGUGGAAUGUAAGGGUAAAUGCAAUUGACACAUGGAGUGAACUCAAACAGAAAUUCACAGAAUAUGAAUUUGCUUAGUCUGACAGUGUCAUUUAAUUGUACCGGUGCAGUGGAUCAGAUGCAAAAAAAAGAGGGAGAUCUUGCCUUUGAUUUUCUCCACUUAUGGCCAACCCUUUUCUGCCAAAUAAGUCCACAUGGAGUCUCGAAAAGAUGUUUCACAGGGCUAAACCAGCUUAUCAUUGCUUUUUAACAUCUCUAUUAUAUUACCAAUUUGGGAGACUUGCACUUGGUGCAGCCCAAUUUCUUUUUAAAUUUAAAAAAGAUGGGGUGAUGAAAUUGGGAAAUUCACAGACGCUAUUUCGAAUUGGUCGGCGUAGGACAGUGGUAAUUGGAGAUUGCAGGGAGAGGCCUUCAUCUUGCGGUGGACAUAAAAUAGGCUGAUGAUGAUGAAUUUAAAAAUAAAAGACAUUCUUGUGUUCUAUGGCUACUGAAUUAAAACUGACGAUCAGGUUUUGCCAGCUUCCUUAAUAUACACGAAAAUAAAUGAAUGAAUCACCAGCAUCAGAUAAACAUAAACAGCUUUUCAUGACUGCUUAUUUCGCUGGACAUGUGAUUGGGUAAAAUAAAAGCAGCUGUAGAUAUGUCUGUGAUGCAAUGCAGAAACUCUGCACGUCUUCACAGCGUGUAUUUUCCUGACCCACUGUUGUCCGCACAGAUUUUGUUUUUUGUGCCAAAAUGCGUGGUCUGUGGGUGUUGCAAGUGCUAGCAUCUAUCUGCCAGGACAGCCACACCUAUUUUCGUUCCAGAAAAUAUUAAGUCCUAAAUAGCUCUGUAGACUAGCUUGGUCAAUCGUUCUGCAGUAUUGAAUGUGUACAGUUCAUGGCUAUCGUUAGAAGUGCCACUCUUCGCACUUUUGUGAGUAAGCCGGAUAUCUGCACAGGCUCGAAUGGCUGCCGACGGGACAAAACAAUGCAGCGCUUGACUUGCUGUUUCUGUGUUUGUUCUCAGCUACCUUGCAGUAAAAGCAUUACUUAUGCAGGCUAACGACAGCAACAUUUCCUUGUGUGGAAAGGGUUGUACGGGUGCCAAAGUGAGCAUUUUGCCACUUAGAUUUGCAUUGUCUAUUACUGUAGAAGAAUUCGUGUCAACUGCUUUUUGUGUAGUAUGCCACGAUAAUGUCUCAUGGUCAGGAGAGUGCUCUAGCUGUAUAGAAUUCUCACUGCUUGUAAAUACAAUGCAUUACCAUCAUUUUUAUUUGAAAGACUUGCUCUGAGCACAAUGCUGCUAAUGGGACAGGACAGCCAGUGAGCUAUAGCGGGUGUUUCUGCGGACAAAUCACUUUCUUUCAGAAGUCAAUUACGCAUCUUUUUGUUGAAGGUAUUCCUUCUCAGAACAGUGUCCACUCAGUGUUUGUUAAGUGCAUCUCCUGUUCUAUUCAAGUGUAGGAACGCUUGGUUAGGCUGCUUGUUGUUACCGGUGCUUGAUGUACACAUAGAACAUUAAUAUGCUUAGCCAAAUUUGUGCGAAAAUAAUUAUACUGUUUUAAGUUUUUUAUGUUUGUAACUUUCUUACUUGUUCUUUUGUGCCAAUAAGAUUGGCGAGGAGAUGUUUUGCUUAAUUAUGUAGCAUCAUCGUAGCUCUUUUGGUUGUUGUCUCUGUAUACAUUUGUGGCACUGAGUGCAUUUUUGCAUGUUUAACAACAUGUUUCAUCUGCACUCUUAUUUAUUUCAAACCAGAGUAUACUGUAUACAUGCUGCUUUCUUUUUGUUGAUGUGAUCUAUGACCUUCUACUUUUGUUAUUCUCUUCACCCUUUUUCAUAUUUUUUCUCUCUCUAUCAUGUCAUUGGUUAAGCGAUCAGUAUUUUAUGUACUUAUGCCAUUCUGACUACUUUUCAUUCAGUACCAUUCUUUCUGUGAACAUUGAUUGCCCUAUGCCUGUGCACAUACUUUCAUUCAUAUUCCAUUCAUUUUUCCGGCACUGUACAUCCCGUUUUGCAUCAGGUUCCAUUACUUGCGUGCAGUGCAAAACAUUGCCAUGUAUAAUGUGAGACUGCACGUUCGUUUUGUUUUGCUCAAAGUUUAUUUUGACUGAAACAUACAGUCUGUCUGGCACAGUGCUAUGCAUUUUGGUUUUGCUAUGCAGCGCACAUUUUUAUUUUUCAGCUCUCUGUUGUGACAUGUUUUUGCAUUUGUUGCGUACUAUCAGUAACAGUCAAUUUCCCAGUUGAUUAUUUUUUCUGCCACUUUUGCCACAGGCUUACGUGCACGUUUGGCAGUCAUCUUUAGGUAGUAGUUAUGCCUGUUGGACAUGGAUUCCCAUGUCACACUUCUUACGUCAGGUACACGGUUAAUUAUUUCAGUGGUUACUGUGAAUAUAUAUAUGCCCAUCUCAAACAGGGCAUACCGAACUGCUUAGAAUAAAGGAUGCCAGCGUGUGCAUGGAUGUGGGAAUUACUAAAUCAACACCUCAAGCUUUCAAGAUUUAUGUUUUGUGUAAUGCAGUUUUCUUGGUAAAAAUUCAAAACUCUAAGAGAAACUUGCAUAGCUAUUAACAGCAGUUGCAGGUACCAUCAUUAUGUAGAGCUGUUGGAUAACGUUGUGCUUAUUCUAAGUGACCAUUUUUUUUAGGUGUACUGUAUGGUCUUUUUCCAGGCUACCACACCUUUUCCACAUUCCAUUAAUGGAAAAAAAAAGAAAGUUAUGACAAUAAUGUCUGUGGACAUGAGAAGUAAGGCAUAGUUAAACUAUAAGCGUAACAAGGUUUACAUGAGCUUGUGCUGUGGUAUGACAAUUUCCUGCUUACUUAGAAAUGCAGCUGCACUUAUAAACAGCUUGAUUGUGUACUGCCUCCAAGUUCUUUUUUUUUUUUUUUCUUUCCUUGUUCUAGUCCGCCAACAAUGCUCUGUGGCUUUGCCAACACAAUGCUCUGUCGCUGGGCCUCGUUAUUCGCAUGUUCCUGUGUUUUGCUCUUAAUCCUUCUGGCUUUUUUGUGAUUGCCAGCAACAGCGCAUGGACUUUUUCAUGUUCAUAAUUCUGUUGCAUAUAUUGCUAGUGAUUGUAUAGCUGUUGAUAUAAGUGGUAGGCACAAGGUGCUUUCUUAUACAGAAAAAAAUAAAAUAAAUGUUAUAUGAUUGAAACAAACAA